Messenger RNA from Camellia sinensis, 1383 nucleotides. RefSeq lists its product as uncharacterized. The record is from RefSeq and is a predicted model, not a curated record. NCBI's taxonomy places the organism in Eukaryota, Viridiplantae, Streptophyta, Magnoliopsida, Ericales, Theaceae. Gene Ontology annotation, cellular component: membrane.
AUGUUUUGCUGGGAACUUCAGGAUAAAUCAGAUUAUUCAUCAAUCCUUAAAAAAGGCCUUUCUAUUAGGGGCAAAAAAUGGGAUUCAAGAAAUAGUAGAAGAGAUCUUAGUGGUAUUUCCAGAUGCAAUUUCUUGUGUAGACGAAGAGGAGCAUUCUGCUCUCCAUCUUGCAGUCAUGUACCGUCGUGAAAAUGUUUUCAAUUUCAUUAUUCAACAAGUGGGAGUGCGUAAAAAAUUAUUGUUGAAAGUAGACAAUGGAGGCAACAAUAUCUUGCACUUGGUUGGACGAAUGCCAUAUCAGCCACAACUUGAAGUUAUUUCUGGUGCAGUUUUACAAAUGCAACGUGAAGUGCAGUGGUACAAGGAACUAGAAAAGCUUGUGCCGGUGCAGGCAACAACAACAAUGAACCACGAUGGAAAGACACCUAUGAUGGUAUUUGAAGAGGACCAUCGUCGUAUGAUCCAAUCUGAACAACAAUGGAUUGUAAGCCUAGCAAGUGCAUGCACUGUUUCAACAACAAUCAUUGGCACAAUAGCAUUUUCAGCAGCCAUUCAAGUGCCAGGGGGAAACAAUCCUGAAGGCCACCCAAUCUUAUAUGAGGGAACCAACUUCACAAUAUUUGCCAUAUCAAAUGCAGUUGCUCUAUACUCGGCCAUCUCCACAUUCUUAAUCUUUUUAUUCAUCUUCACUACACGCUAUGCAGCAAUUGAUUUUCUAUAUUCCCUGCCCCAUAGAUUAAUGAUUGGCCUAAUUUCCCUGUUUGUCUCUAUAACAUCCACUAUUAUAGCUUUCGGUUCUGCCCUAUAUCUCAUGUUUUUCCAAGAAAGCAAACCUCUGAUUCUUACUCCAAUGGUCAUAAUGUCCUUUGGACCAGUGACUCUAUUUGCUUUCUUACAAUUUCCUCUCCUCCUAAAUAUGAUGAAAACCACAUAUGGCCAAAGCAUGUUCAACCUUUCGGAUGGAAGAAAUCAUCAAAAAAAGCAUAAGAUUUUGAGCUUCCUUACAUGUACGUUGUAUCAAAAUUGAAAUGCAACAUUGCUCAUUUCAUCGAUGCCAUAGCGAAAUACAUAAGACGAAUAAAACUCUCCCUUUCCCCUUUUCUCCCUCUAUAAUAUUAAAUGUGUGCUUAUGGGUAAUAAUUGUAAGCACUCUAAUUGAGUGGUUAGUGAAUGUGAUUACUACUAAACUGUCUCUAAUGUAUCAAGUCUUAAGUUGUGUUCAGUGGUGGGUUGCUUUAGUUUGUUAUUGGAGCAUUCUCGUACAAGCGUUUUGUUACAUUACAACAAUAGCCUCUUGUGUGUGCUGAAAUCUAACCAAUUCCACAACCUCGGCCAAUAUUAUCAUGCCACAUGGCACCUUGACCCGAAGUCAUACCAUGUACC